GGGAGGAGUACUAAAGGGUGGACCCUACCAUAAGCACCGAGAUUUGCACUGUUUUGCGGAUCUCACCGACACGUGGCGGUAUUGAUUCGUUUGUAAUUUUUUCUUUCUUUUUUUAAUCAGACAAAAAUAAAAAAAUAAGCAUCCUAUUUGAGGUUUAUGGGUUAAAGAUAUUCUUAUUGGUUGAAAUGUGCGUGACCUAUCACCAACUAUCCAAUCGUGAAUAGCCAUAUUAUUAUAGAGAGAUGUGUGUGCGUAGCAUAUUAUUACAGAAAUAUCUUUCUUUUUCAUUUAAUUUAAUUUUCAUAGGUACAUAAACUAUAUCCAAAAAAUCUUAAACACUAAAUUCUAUGACAAAAAAAAAUAGAGUUACAGAACCAAUCAUCCACAUUAUUUUCAGUGGAGUAAAACAUAUUAAACCCAAGCAUAUAUACAAUCAAUAAUACCCAAACUCCUGUAUAUGGAUAGCUUUCUAGGCAUAUGCUCCAAGUCUAUUUUUCGUAUCCAAGUCUAUUAAUGAGAUUCACGAAUACUAAAUUCCAUCAAAAGUGCGGGGAACCAUUAACGUAUUCGUAUCAUAAUUUAAUUAUUAUCCAUAGACUAUUAUUGACUUGAAAGGUUGAUGAUUUAUAGUACUAGAUUAAUUAGCAACAAAUUAUUGUUACAAAAACCAAAUAGUAUUGAUAUAUGUUUGCAUAUUCCGUUUAUUGUAGUAAUUGGCGUGAAUAACUUUUCUUUUGACUACUAUUUCAGUUGAAGUUAAUAUCACCAAAAAAAUAUUGCCAUUUUCAAAAUUCUCGGAUGAUCAUAAAUAAUUUUAUUUAUUCCAUUUCAAAGAAAAACAAAUCAUCCGACGCGUGAGGAUAUAUAGCUCACCAUUAAAAAUGGGAACAUUUGGUAGACCGUAAUUAAUGACUUAAUAUGUAUUCAAAGCUUAAAGAUCACACGUGAUCACCUAGUCCAAACCAACUAGAUAUUCAAAUAUACAAAAACCUCGUUAUGGCAAAACAAUAAAGCCUCUUACCAAAUUAAAAUAUAGCCAAAACAAAUAUGGUAACUUUGAUACGGACGUGAAUUCGAGACUUGGUCACGAUUGUGUUAAUUAGCAUGCAGAAAAAGAAAUAACCGUCCUUGACCAUUGACCAACACUUGGUCCUAUAUAAAAUAACCAUACACUAUUCCGCUAAUUCACAAGCUCCUUUGCUCUUUCUCAUACCGUAAGCAACAAGAAACACAUUAAUCAAAAGCUAACUCUAUUUUAUAACUCAAUGCAACUCUCCAAGGAUCAAGAGACGCCGCCGUCUCCGCCUCGCUCACCACCACCGAAGCUGAGUACGGUGGCGUGCCCCUCAAGAAAGCCAAGGGAGAGGACUUCGAGCCCUUUUUCUGAGGUGUUGAGACGCAAGCGACCACCGAUGCUUAACCGAGAGUUGUUUCCUCAGGCUCCACCGUGGAGCAAAGAGCCGGUGAAGACGCCGCCGUAUGAGGAUGUUGAAGCUGAGAAAGAUGGAGUUUACUCCGUUUACUGCAAAAGAGGAAGGCGCCGAUGGAUGGCGAUGGAAGAUAGGUACUCCGCCGUGGUUGAUCACGACGGAGGAGGGCGUAGAAAGGCUUUCUUCGGCGUUUACGACGGUCACGGUGGAUCCAACGCGGCGGAGUUCGCGGCCAAGAAUCUCGGUAACAACAUUGAGGCGGCGGUGGCGGCGGCGAGAUCCGGAGAAGACGGUUACUCGAUUGAGAGAGCGAUAAGAGAGGCUUACCUCAAAACGGACGAGGAGUUCUUGAAAGAAGGCUCGGGAGGCGGCGCGUGUUGUGUAACCGCUCUUAUAUCGAACGGCGAGCUUGCGGUUUCAAACGCCGGAGAUUGCAGGGCGGUGAUAAGCCGCGCUGGAGUUGCGGAAGCUCUUACCACCGAUCACAGUCCUAAUCAAGAAAAUGAACUCAUAAGGAUUAGAGCUUCGGGUGGUUAUGUUGACUGUCAUCACGGCGUGUGGAGAAUUCAAUGGACACUAGCCGUCUCACGUGCAAUUGGAGACGAGUAUCUCAAGAAGUGGGUAAUAGCUGAACCGGAAACCAGAACAUUAAAGAUUAAACCGGAAUUGGAGUUCUUGAUCUUAGCAUCUGAUGGCCUUUGGGAUAACGUAACGAACCAAGAGGCGGUUGAUGUGGUUCGACCGUACUGCAUAGGCGUGGAGAAUCCAAAAACACUUACUGCUUGCAAGAAACUAGCCGAGCUAUCGUCUACGAGAGGGAGCUUGGAUGAUAUUAGUGUCAUCAUAAUUCAGCUAAAACAGUUUGUGGCAUGAUCCUAGUAUUCAGCUAAACUUGAUUAAAAUCAUUAGGUCUUGACUUAUUGAUUAUUAUGUUCGGUAUUUAUAUGUAAAUAUAAGUUUCAAACACAAUUUCAAACAUUUAUCAAUAUUAUUAUUCUUGGGGAUAUCAAGAUCCAAGUGUCUUUAGCUUGCGAUAUG
This is a messenger RNA of Brassica napus (rape), 2468 nucleotides long. RefSeq names its product probable protein phosphatase 2C 30. Gene Ontology annotation, biological process: protein dephosphorylation. Lineage: Eukaryota; Viridiplantae; Streptophyta; Magnoliopsida; Brassicales; Brassicaceae. The transcript has 3 exons. Gene Ontology annotation, molecular function: cation binding; protein serine/threonine phosphatase activity. The record is from RefSeq and is a predicted model, not a curated record. The coding region runs from base 1266 to 2303 and encodes 345 amino acids.